Spea bombifrons (plains spadefoot toad) is the source of this 1004-nucleotide messenger RNA. It is a transcript of the gene DBX2, whose product is annotated as developing brain homeobox 2. Gene Ontology annotation, biological process: regulation of transcription by RNA polymerase II. Gene Ontology annotation, molecular function: DNA-binding transcription factor activity, RNA polymerase II-specific; DNA binding. The record is from RefSeq and is a predicted model, not a curated record. The transcript has 4 exons. NCBI's taxonomy places the organism in Eukaryota, Metazoa, Chordata, Amphibia, Anura, Pelobatidae. The coding region runs from base 2 to 841 and encodes 279 amino acids.
AAUGUUCUCUGGUGCUCAGUCUUCUCCUGCUGUGAACUGGGAACUUAUGGGACCUUCUGCUCUCACCCAACACAAGCCUGUACCUCAUGGAUUUGGGAGUAUGGGGAGAAGCUUUCUGAUAGAUGACCUGCUCCGGGAUGUGGACCACCACACUGUGAAGCACCCUCCUGUUGCUUGUAGUGCUGUCCCAGGAACAUUGAGUCCAGCAGCGGAACAAAUCAGCCCAUCGGGAGGUACAUAUCCGGCAGCAUGGGCUUUUCACCUAUUCCACCAGUCAGACAGACUACCUGCUCUCUACCCCAACACCAGGGGAACUUUCCAUCCUGCAACAGCUCUCUCAAAAUGCUUCCUUCUGCAGUCCCUGCCAUUCUACCCAGCCUGCUGCGGUGGGUCCUGUCAGCACCCUGCAUCCCCCACUGCUUUUCCAAGAAAUGAAAGUCAACUACCACUGUUAGCACAGGACUCAAACUCAAAGACGCGGCGUGUAAUUUUAAGAAGAGCAGUUUUUUCAGAAGACCAGAGGAAAGCACUUGAGAAGAUGUUCCAGAAACAAAAAUACAUCAGUAAAGCUGAUAGAAAGAAGCUUGCAGUUAACCUUGAUUUAAAAGAGUCCCAGGUAAAAAUAUGGUUCCAAAACAGAAGAAUGAAGUGGCGAAACUCAAAAGAAAAGGAAGUUCUUUCUAAGCGGUGCCUUAAUGAUGACCCAAAUGACCAGAAACUCUCAAGAACUGUAUCGAGCAUACCUAUUUGCCCAAGUGAAAAGGAUUUAUGUAGCUUACAGCAGUUCAAUAAGCUCAAGACACAAUUAUCAGAAAAAGCACCGGCUCUAGCAAGAGACUGAUAUUUAACUGCACAGGACAAUUAUCUGGAAACUUCAAUUCACGUUAUAGUGGAUUCAAACCGGAUCUGCAGUGCAGAACGGAAGCUACGUUGUAGAAACAGUAUGCUGUUUAGUACUGUACAAAGUGGGUAUACUGACAAGGACAUUAAAGCACACUCUUGUU